GGGAAACUCUUGCUCUCAAACUUUUGUGGGCGCUGCUUCUCGGCGCUGUAGCUUGCUUAUUUCUGAGGGCUUUUCUUACAGUGUUUGUUUAGAAAACUCCUGAAGCCACGCCGAAUCCCAGAGCCAUGGAGGUAGCGAUGCCUAAGGACCUACAACAGGAGGCCAGCCUAGCCAAGAGACGGUACAUGGACCUGUGCAGGCAGAGACGGAUCUUCGACGCCAGGAACAGGAUCAUUGGGGGAGACACAGAAGCCUGGGAUGUUCAAGUUCGUGACCAGAAGAUAAAAGAAGCAACGGACAAAGCUAGGCAUGAAACCUUUGCUGCUGAGAUGAAACACAACGACAAAGUCAUGUGCAUAAUGAAUGACCGGGAACAGAGGCACAGGAAACAACUGUGCAGAGCUAUCAAUGACUUCCAGCAGAGCUUUCAGAAGCCAGAAACUCGCCGUGAAUUUGAUCUCUCUGACCCCCUGGCCCUUCAGAAAGAGCUUCCAGCCCGGGUUUCAGACAAUGACGUGCGGAACACUAUAUCCGGAAUGCAGAAGUUCAUGGGAGAGGAUUUGAACUUCCAAGAAAGGAAGAGGUUUCAAAAGGAACAGAAUAGAGAAUGGGCUCUGCAACAGUAUGGGGAAUGGGAGAGAGCCCGGGCUGACCACAAACUGGCAGAACACCACCACACUCAGACGCUACUAAAGUUUGAUGAAGCAGCCAGAGACUUGCAGAAGCUGGAAGGCUCCACCAGGAAGGAAGUCUGCGCAGCCGUGAAAGCGUUCAACAAGAGCCAGGUUGUGGAGUUGGCAGAAAGAAAGAGGCAUGAGAAACAACAAGAACAAGAAGACAACAUGACCGAGAUCACCAACCUGCUGCAUGGGGACCUGCUCUCUGAGAACCCUCAGCAGGCGGCCAGCUCCUUUGGGCCUCACCAUGUGAUCCUUGACCGCUGGAAGGGCAUGAACCGGGAGCAGCUGGAGGAGAUCUGGUUCACGCAGAAGCAGCAAAUCCAGGAGAAAUUGAGGCUUCAGGAGGAAGAGCGCCAGCACAGCAUGGACUGGGAUCUGCGCAGGAUCCAGAAGGCUCAUGCCAGCCUGCUGCAUGAGCGGCAGCAGCAGCGCUUGCUGCGGGAACAGCGCAGGGCCCUGGACUGCAGCAACCUCAACCUGGCCAGGCAGCAGUAUAUACAGAAAAAACUAAUGGAUGCAGCCUCCUCAAGUCAACCCACAGAAGACUAUUUCUCACAGUUUAAUACAAGAAGCCGCUAA
This is a messenger RNA of Grammomys surdaster, 1259 nucleotides long. It is a transcript of the gene Ribc2, whose product is annotated as RIB43A domain with coiled-coils 2. The record is from RefSeq and is a predicted model, not a curated record. The transcript has 7 exons. The coding region runs from base 126 to 1259 and encodes 377 amino acids. Lineage: Eukaryota; Metazoa; Chordata; Mammalia; Rodentia; Muridae.